This is a messenger RNA of Lontra canadensis (Northern American river otter), 1097 nucleotides long. RefSeq names its product membrane spanning 4-domains A1 (gene MS4A1). Gene Ontology annotation, cellular component: plasma membrane; external side of plasma membrane. NCBI's taxonomy places the organism in Eukaryota, Metazoa, Chordata, Mammalia, Carnivora, Mustelidae. Gene Ontology annotation, biological process: cell surface receptor signaling pathway. The transcript is spliced from 7 exons. The record is from RefSeq and is a predicted model, not a curated record. Bases 200 to 1093 code for a protein of 297 amino acids.
AAAGUGAUUGGGGCAAAGGCCAAGGUAGCAGAAGCCACUGAUUUCCUGUCACCUGGUAUCUAUGAGAGGCCCCAGACCUGCCUUAUGUCACUCACCCCUGUGUACGUGAGACACCAGCAGUGGAAGUGAACUCAGCAGCAAGCAUCUGAAUCAGCCACACUCCCCAAGGCCUUGGACACUCAGGAAUUCUGAGGGUGAAAUGACAACAUCCAGAAAUUCAAUGAGUGGAACUUUCCAAGCAGAUCCUAUGAAAGGCCCUACUGCCAUGCAUCCUGUUCAAAAAAUAAUUCCCAAAAGGAUGACUUCAGUGGUGGGCCCUACACAAAACUUCUUCAUGAGGGAAUCUAAAACACUGGGGGCUGUCCAGAUUAUGAAUGGGCUCUUCCACCUUGCCCUAGGCGGUCUCCUGAUGAUUCACACAGAUGUCUAUGCACCUAUCUGUAUAACUUUGUGGUACCCUUUCUGGGGAGGCGUUAUGUAUAUCAUUUCUGGAUCACUCCUGGCUGCAGUGGACAAAAACCCCAGGCAGAGUUUGGCCAAAGGGAAAAUGAUAAUGAACUCAUUGAGCCUCUUUGCUGCUAUUUCUGGAAUAAUCUUUUUGAUAAUGGACAUAUUUAAUAUUACCAUUUCCCAUUUUUUUAAAAUGGAGAAUUUGAAUCUUGCUAAACUUUCCAUGCCAUAUAUUAACAUACACAACUGUGAACCAGCUAAUCCCGCUGACAAAAACUCUCUGUCUAUACAAUAUUGUGACAGCAUACGAUCUGUUUUCUUGGGCAUUUUUGCCGUGAUGGUGAUCUUUACCUUCUUCCAGAAACUUGUGACAGCUGGCAUUGUUGAGAAUGAAUGGAAAAACCUGUGCUCCAAACCUAAAUCUGAUGUAGUUGUCCUGUUAGCUGCUGAAGAAAAGAAAGAACAGCCGAUUGAAACAACAGAAGACAUGAUGGAGCUGACCGAAGUACCUUCCCAACCAAAGAAUGAAGAAGAGAUUGAAAUUAUUCCUGUCCAAGAGGAGGAGGAGGAAAUGGAAAUAAACUUUCAAGAACUUCCCCAGGACCAGGAACCUUCACCAAUAGAAAAUGACAGCAUUCCUUAAAUGA